AUGUCGCCGCUCUGGACGUGGCCCGCGGCGACGGCCCCCGAACCCAAGACACUCGCGCACGCGUCUGAAGCGACUGCAGUGCCGUCGCCACCGUCGCCGACGUCCAAGCGCCUGCGACACGCGUCGCGCCACUCAAAGUCGUUCUCUGAUCUGCUCCACGUCGAGCGCGAGCGGCUGCAGGAGAUCCGACAGCUCGAAGUGGACGACCACGUGACGUUCCCGCGCGCGCUGCGGCAGAGCUGCGGCCCUGAGACGCUCAAGAGCGUAUACGACACACUGUCGAAAGUGUUUUCGUUUUUGCGCAGCGAAUUCGUUGCACCGCUGGCGCGCGAGCUGCGGAUCGUGCGCUUUGCAAAGCACGAGACGAUCUUUGGGCCGCAGGAACUCGAUGGGUCGAUUCUCCUCAUUGUGGACGGCUCUGCGACGCUGACGAUCCACGAAGAAGACGAGAUGAUGGACGAGAAGAUGGACGAGAAGAAGGACAAGAGAGAGGGCGCGAGGCCGCGUGGGUUUUCGAGAUUGCUGGAGCGAGGGGACACGCUGACGUCGUCGCUGCAGUUGCUGACAGUGCUGGUGAACGAGGUGCAAGGCGGAGCGUGUUGUACGCAAGUGCAGAAGGUGUGUGGCCGGCUGUCGGCGCGGGCGGGCGAGCACGGCGCGCGGUUGUUUAAGAUCCCGCCGCACGCGAUCCAGCAAGUGCUGGACACGUACCCCGAGGCGUUUUACCGCCUGGCGCAAGCCGCGCUGAGUCAAGUGGAAAAGAUCACGGCCAAGUCGUUGAUUGACCACUUUGGUCUGUCGUCCGAGAUCAUCACGGCAACGCCACUCGUGCAGACGCUGCCGCUUGAUGCUGGGAAAGACGAGGGUGCUGUGGUGGUGGAUUCGAUUGUUCAUGAGGUUGCUGACGCGAUUGGUUUGGUCGACUUGGAGUUGCGGGCGACGCUUGCUCGCAGCGUACAAGUGGUCAAGCGCUCGAAGGACCAGACGAUCCGUGAAGCUGGUGAUGCUUCGAGUGCACUGGGCGUGCACAUUGUACUGGACGGGUCGGUCAGUGUUCAAGUUGCAACAGCUUCGCAAACGUAUGCGGAGCUGUACAAAGCUACGAAAGGAAGUGAAGUCGGUAUUUCCACGUGCUUUGUUGGCGCGCAUUUCUUCGCGACCCGCAACGUGUGUCUUGAAGACACUACGUUGUUGUGCAUCCCCGAUGCGCUAUUCUGUAGUCUACUGCAGAUCAACUCGGUUGCUGUCAAAUGUACGCGCCACCUGAUCGAGCAAUACUCUGGCCUCGUGUGUGUAGCCGACACAUCCUUUGAAUGGCUGCAUCUUCACAGCGGGGAGAGUUUAUUCAAUCGUGGAGACGUGUGCGAUUCCGUGUUUACGGUCAUCAGUGGUCGUCUUCGUGUCGUGCAAACGCUGUCGCAUCGUGGCAAAGAGCUGGAGACGACGAACGAUCUUGUUCGAGGUGCUACGCUUGGCGCGAUGGAUAUGCUUUCGGCCGGGCCUAGCAAUUCUUCAGUGUUUGCAGUCCGCGAUUCCCAAAUCUCGCAGAUGUCUCGUAAUGUGUUUGACUACGUUGUGAGCAAGUACCCCUCCGUUCUGAUCCACUUCACCAAGAACUUGGCACGUCGCAUGCCAACUCCUCGAGUGGAUUCCCGAAAGGCUGAUACCAACAGUGUCAAGACCCGCGGUAACUACAUGCUUUCGCUUGGCUCGGGUCCUUCUGCCACGGAUGGGCAAAAGAUGGGCGGCAAUCUCCCGAUCAGCACCAUUGCUGUUCUCUCGCUGACUAAAAUGACCAAGAUCCGGACGUUCUGCUCGCAUUUGGAAGCGUCACUGAAAACCCUCGCCUCGGUCGAAACAGUGUCUUCGCAGGGAGCCAAGGCUUUUCUGGGUGACCAGUGGAUUGACAACUCUCGCGUCGCACGGGCGAAUCUCGUAGCCUGGAUGGGUGACAUCGAGAGCUCGAAUGAGCUGGUCAUUUACGAAGCUGACCCACAGAUGACAGCCUGGACGAAGCUCUGUAUUCGCCAGGCAGACCAUAUCUUGCUGCUCUGCUCGGAUGCACACCCACAGCAGGCGUUUGUGAGUGAUAUGGUGUUGAUUUUGGAAGGUGCGUGGGACAAAAGAGAUGCCAAGAUCAACGUUGUGCGUAUCCGCGAAAAGGACUGGACGCUGGCGGCAUUGAAAGCGGCUGCAAUACAGGAGGCCAAUGGGUCGUCGCGUUCGUACGCGUUGAAACGAAAGCUGUGUCUACAAAUGGACAGUCCGUUGUUGCCGCGCUUCAUUCUUCCGAUGGAGAAGUAUGAAUGGAUCUGCGGUUACCACAAUGUGCAAAUUCCGUUCGAAGACCAUUCCCCAGACUUUAUGCGUCUGAGUCGUCGGAUCACUGGAAACGCCGUUGGCAUAGUGCUUGGCGGUGGCGGUGCGAGAGGUCUGGCGCACAUAGGCGUGCUACGGGCGCUAGAAGAGUGUGGCAUCCACGUCGAUGUGGUUGGCGGUACCAGCAUUGGCGCGUUCAUUGGCGGCAUCUUUGCGCUCCACCCGAACAAUCUGAGCUUGGUCGAGGCGAAAGUACGGCAGCUAUCAGCUGGUUUGAGCAGCAUCUUUGAGAAGCUGUGCGACCUCACUUUGCCGAUUUCGUCUUUUUUCAAUGGCACGCGUUUCAACAGAAGCAUCCGAGCGCACUUCUACGACCUCUCGAUCGAGGACUUGAUGCUGAAUUACUUUUGCGUGUCCACGGAUAUCGCAAAGUCUCGAAUGAGUGUACACCGCAGUGGCCCGGUGUGGAAGUACAUACGAGCAUCAAUGAGUUUGCAAGGCUACUUUCCUCCAAUUUCAGAGAACGGUUCAUUGCUGCUAGAUGGCGGGUACAUGAACAACCUCCCAGCUGACGUCAUGAAGGAGGAAGGCGGCAUCAAGUACAUUUUUGCAGUGGACGUAGCGAGCGAGACACGUACUUUGUUUUACGAAUAUGGCAGUGCGCUGUCAGGAUGGUGGCUGCUGUGGAAUAAGCUGAACCCGUUCGCAGGAACUGUGGUAGUGCCUUCCAUGGGCGAUAUCUCAGCAGCGUUGGCUUAUGUUUCAUCGGAACAGCAUAAGGAACGUGUCAAGGAGGAAUGCAUUGAUUUAUACUUACGUCCACCGGUCAAGGACUACGGUACUUUGGAGUUCAAUAAGAUGGAAGAGAUUAUUGAAGUUGGCUACCAGUACGCGCUGCCUCGGAUACAAGCAUGGACGGCUCGGGUACUAGACGCUGAGCCUGGUGCCGACAUCAAGCGAACGAAGAAUGCAGCGACGUCAUCGUCCAAGCGGAGCGUCACUGCGUGA
Hyaloperonospora brassicae is the source of this 3327-nucleotide messenger RNA. The record is from the annotation of a GenBank genome assembly. Lineage: Eukaryota; Oomycota; Peronosporomycetes; Peronosporales; Peronosporaceae.